Gongylonema pulchrum is the source of this 441-nucleotide messenger RNA. NCBI's taxonomy places the organism in Eukaryota, Metazoa, Nematoda, Chromadorea, Rhabditida, Gongylonematidae. The record is from the annotation of a GenBank genome assembly.
AUGCAGCAGAUUGUAUUUUUAGCGACCGGUCACUUGGUUGAUGAUCUGGUGAAUCGCAAAAAAAUCAAACUUAUUUAUGCACGGAUAUUUGCCACAGCCUCAGGUCUUAUAGUUCCGGCACUUCUCCUAAUUGCUUUCGCUUCCGUCAAAAAUCUCUUCCUGGCGAUCUUAUUGGUCUCGUUGAGUAUGGGCACAUUGGCACUAAAUUCAGCCGGUCAUUUGAGCAAUCAUGCGGAUGUUGCGCCCAAAUAUGCCGGUAUAACAUUCGCCAUAUCAAACACUAUCGCUACAUUACCCGGACUCACCGUAGGUCCACUAACAGCACGACUGGUGGUGGAAUCAUCGGGACGCUGGUGGCCAGCAUUUAUCCUGGCUGGAGCACUAAAUUUCGUCGGUGCAGCUGUUUAUGCAAAUUAUGCUACGGUCAAACAGGUGAUCUGA